Messenger RNA from Melanotaenia boesemani (Boeseman's rainbowfish), 3632 nucleotides. RefSeq lists its product as uncharacterized. The coding region runs from base 92 to 898 and encodes 268 amino acids. The record is from RefSeq and is a predicted model, not a curated record. The transcript is spliced from 4 exons. Lineage: Eukaryota; Metazoa; Chordata; Actinopteri; Atheriniformes; Melanotaeniidae.
UUUUCAAACUGAGUCAGAGCUGACCGUGCGGACACUCUUUAGUUUUUGCACGGUUUCUCGUUGGUAAUCUAACAGACAUUCAGCUGCUGUCAUGCUCGGAUCAACAUUCGGAUUCUGCUUUGUUAUCUUUUCUAAGUUUCUCUCUGGAUCAGCUGGUGGAGGACAGAAAAUCACAGCUGAACCUGGACAUGACGUCUCUCUGCCAUGUAGAGCUGGACAUGAUGGAGACAUCAAAGCUCUGCGGUGGAUCAGACCUGAUAGGAAACAAGAUGUGUUUUUGUACAGAGACGGACAUUUUGACCACUCCCACCAGCAUCCAUCUUUCCAGAACCGGGUGGAUCUUCAGGACAGACAGAUGAAGGAUGGAGACGUGUCUCUGAUUCUGAAGAAUCUGACAACUAAUGAUACAGGAAAAUAUGAAUGUAGAGUCUUCCAGAGAGGAACAGGCAGAGAACAAGUCAUCAAGUCCAAAAUCAUCCAUCUGGAAGUUUCUCCAGCAGGUACAACACAGGAUGGAGGAGACAAGGAUGAAGGGGGCAAGGGUAGAGGGAUCAAGGAUGGGGGAGACAAGGAUGGAGGAGGCAAGGGUAGAGGGAACCAGGAUGGAGGAGACAAGGAUGGAGGACAUCAGGGACUGAUUGUGGGUCUGUCAAUUGUUGGGAUCAUUGUAAUGAUUGUUGGUAUCUGCAUCUGUAAAAGACGAAGAAGAACUCUGCAUAAAGCUCUUGAUCUCAUCACAAAUAAUAUCAUGAACUUCAUGGAAAUCUUCCAGAAACAACAUGAAGGUUUAAGACCAUGUGAUCCAGCUCUCUGCAUCAGUCAUGUGACCCCUCCUGUGGAGUUGGAGGAGCUUCAGGGUUCUAGAGGCUGUGAUGUUAGGUCUUCCAGAUCCAGGUGAAGAACUGGAUGGAUGGAUGGAUAGAUAGAACUUUAUUAAUCCCCUAAAUUAGAAAUCCCGGUGUCCAGCAGCAAACACAAUCACACAUAUAAAGUAAAAGUGCACGGCUGAAGGGAUGAACGACUUUUUAAACCGUUCUGUUCUGCUGCGCAGCAAGAGGAGUCUGUUGCUACGGUUACUGCCAUUGUGUCAUGCAGUGGAUGUUUGGAGCUGCUCAGGAUGCCCUGCAUUAGAGCCAUCAUCCUCCUCUCCAACACAGCUCCCACAGAGUCCACUUUCCUCCCCAUCACAGACACACAUUUAUCAAUCAGCUUGUCCAGCCAGUUACCGUCCCUUGUGGUCAUACUGCCGCCCCAGCAGACAACCCCAAAGAAAACAGCACUCGCCACAGCAGACUGAUAGAAAAUGUGCAACAUUUCACUGCUUACAUCAAAUGUCCUGAGCCUCCUCAGGAAAAACAGUCUGCUCUGUCUCUUCUUAUACACGGCGUGUGGCUCUACACAAAAGUCAGGAUUUGUUGGUGGUGAUGAUCCACCAACAGAGUAUAUAUUGGUGGAAUUAUUCUGAUCCUAAUCUUACCUUGUAGUUAAUACCAGUGAUUAUUUAAUUGAUCAAAUAGUUCCUCCUGAUUGAAUUAUAAUAAAAUAAGGAGUCUUCUGUCUCUUUUUAAAGGAACGGCUCUUCAAGGUCCUUCUCCCUCCAAACAGUCAUAAAUCCAGACGUGUUGGAAGUGACAUGGUUGUUUUAAUUGUGUGAAUUUGUAAGAUUUUGAGUAUCUAAUUAAAUAUUUUAAAUGAAGAAUGCUCUCACUCACAUUUCAUUACUAGUUUUUGUCACUUUUCUGGCAAGAGGACAUGAACCCAACAGGCUCAGAUACACAACUGACAAGAAACUGGUUGGGUGAGCUUGUUAAAUCACACCAUAUAUGUGUGUGUGUGUUAGAGAGAGAAGUUAGGAUCAGGUGUGUUUUUCUCUUUUCUGACACUUUGUCUCCUGUUUAUUUCAGUAACCUGAAAACUUUGUGGACACUUUGUGUCUGAAGCAUCUCUGAGUUAGUUGUUUACUUUUUUACCACUAGAUGGCGAUGCAGCGUAAAGAGAAAACAGGCUGCAGGUGAGGCUGAUGUAGUUUGAUUCCUCCUUCAUUUCUUAAAACAACAAAGUAAUUUAUUGUAAAACUAAAGCAGAUUUCUGCCUGUGAUGGUGAAUAUCGAGAGGAUGGUCUGUCCUGUCUUUCUGGGACAGAUUUAUUUCCUUCAUGCUGUUUAUUUAAAGGAGAAGUGAUGCUGUAGAGCUGAACAGAAGCAGUAAAUUCGUUGCAGUCCUGCAGCAUCUUUAUGACUAAACCAUCCAGCUUCAGUCACUACACUGAACUUAAAAUAUUGUAUUUCAGAGUUUUGUUUGCAUGAGAAGGUGUGGACAGAAGACAAAGAAGAUGCCACAUUUAACUAAAACUUCUAACCUUGAAGCUGACUAAAGUAAAGAAAAACAUUCAGAUUGUCAGUAAGAAAACUUUGUUCUGAAAUUAAUGUUUCUGCCUUCACACAUCAGAUUUUACUACAUUAGAGACGCAUCAGAACCUCCACCUCCCCUCAGACACAUUAGAACCCUUCUAUCCUCUCCCUCCUCUCUGGUCCUGAGAGAUCAUGUUCCUCAGUCAGAGGAUGUUUCCUCUGCAGCUCUUUGUGCUGAUGCAUCUUCUAAUCUUCUUCAUGCAUCUAUCACAGUCCUGGUCCAGUCCCACGGACGGACAGACGGAUACUUUUGUUGAUCCCAAAGCUGGGAAAUUAGAGGUUGCAGCAGCAGCAUUGGUGCAAAAAAAGAAGAUAACAAAACAAAGCAGCAAAACAAACAUAGACAUCUAUUUACCAGAUAAUAAACUAAAUCUACAAAAGAGAAAUGUGGGACUUUUUAUUCGAGCCAGAGUCACAUGGUCUGGAACCACAAAGCAGAAGCAAACCAGAAAGAUCCAUGAGAGAGAAAACUGUUCAGACCCAGAAACCAAAGCCAACUGCAGCCUGUUGAAUGGUCAUGUUUCUACCUGCAGCAUCUGGUAAAUGGGAAUAAAAAGUUACACACCGAACAUGAGGAUCAACACUAACUAGAAGCUGAAAACAUGAAAUAUGAAACGCUGACAUUAACAAGCUUCCCUGAAGUUCACACACCAGAUAUAAACAACGUUCUAGUUUUUUUGACCAAUCAGAGAGCUCCACACAACUGUCACGUUCCCUCAGGUCAGCAGACCCUUCACUUUUAACUGUCCCAUCAACCAGGAUGGGACACCAAGAUGGUCAACUGUGUUGUUUUAAAAGUGCUAUAUAAAUAAAAUGGAGUUGGAGUUGAACUUCUCUCUGCUAGGCCCUGUGUAUCUGUCUAGAAAAAUCUUAAGCUGGGUCUUUUAAUUGCAUAUCAGUGUAGCUCAGAGGCUUUUUCAGUGUUAAAUUCAGUUCCACUUUUUCACUCACACAUCUGUUUUUAUCUCCGUCCUCCAUGUGUAAACCUCCACAAUAGUCUGGUUCUCUGUACAGGGUGAAUACGCUGCAUUCCUUCAUGUAUAUUUGUAAAUCAUGUACCUACUUUGUAUUGCAAAUAAAUGUCACUUCUCUGUCCAAGAUGUUACAGACACUGAACUGAAUAAUGAGUGAAUUAUAAAUGUAUUAUAAUGUGAUAUGAUUAAAUAAAUAUUACUAAUAAAAUAAUUUGAACUAUUACAUGUGUUAAACUAAACAUGCUAU